Felis catus (domestic cat) is the source of this 2158-nucleotide messenger RNA. RefSeq names its product pyrroline-5-carboxylate reductase 3 (gene PYCR3). NCBI's taxonomy places the organism in Eukaryota, Metazoa, Chordata, Mammalia, Carnivora, Felidae. The record is from RefSeq and is a predicted model, not a curated record. Bases 44 to 1102 code for a protein of 352 amino acids. Gene Ontology annotation, molecular function: pyrroline-5-carboxylate reductase activity. The transcript is spliced from 6 exons. Gene Ontology annotation, biological process: L-proline biosynthetic process.
CGAGGGCGUGGGGCGGAGCAAGGCCUGGCGGGGCGGUGGCGAGAUGGCGGUGGUGGCGGCACCCGGUCUGGACCAGUUACGCGUGGGCUUUGUUGGCGCCGGGCGUAUGGCAGAGGCCCUCGCGCAGGGCUUCAUUCGAGCAGGAAAAGUCGAAGCUCAACACAUACUAGCCAGCGCACCGAGUGACAGGAACCUCUGCCACUUCCGGGCUCUGGGCUGCCAGACCACCCACUCCAACCAGGAGGUUGUGCAGAACUGCUGGUUAGUCUUCUUUGCCACCAAGCCCCAUGUCCUGCCAGCUGUCCUGGCAGAGGUGGCCCCCGUGGUAACCACUGAGCACAUCUUGGUGUCUGUGGCCGCCGGGAUCUCUCUGAGUACCCUGGAGGAGCUGUUGCCACCAGCCACACGGGUGCUGCGGAUCUCCCCCAACCUGCCCUGCGUGGUUCAAGAGGGCGCUAUGGUGAUGGCCCGCGGCCGCCACACUGGAAACAGCGACGCCGAGCUCCUGCAGACCCUGCUGGAGGCCUGCGGGCAGUGCGAGGAGGUGCCUGAGGCCCACGUGGACAUCCACACCGGCCUCAGUGGCAGCGGCGUGGCCUUCACUGGGUGCUUCAUCCAGGGAGAGCGUCAGCUUUGUCAGUCCCCACCCCUCACUGCUGCAGGUGUGUGCCUUCUCCGAGGCCUUGGCCGAAGGUGCCAUCAAGAUGGGCAUGCCCAGUGGCCUGGCCCACCGCAUUGCUGCCCAGACCCUGCUGGGCACAGCCAAGUUGUUGCUGCAGAAGGGGCAGCACCCGGCUCAGCUGCGGACAGACGUGUGCACGCCGGGCGGCACCACCAUCUAUGGGCUCCAUGCGCUGGAGCGGGGCGGGCUGCGGGCGGCCACCAUGAGCGCCGUGGAGGCUGCCACCUGCCGGGCCAGGGAGCUGAGCGGGAAGUAGGGAGCGGGCACUGGCCGUGGCCGCCCCCAGGCCCUCCUUCCCUGCCCCUUCCCGGCACUGCAGCUCUCCCUCAGGCAGGAACCCCCAGGGCUGCCCCAUCCCUGCGUGAGGAAAUGAAGACAGGACUGGUGGGGUUCGCAGGCAGGGGAUCCCCUCACCUGUAGGACCCCCCCCCCCACCAUGGGGCAGAGAGCACCGUGGCGGUGGCCCCCCUUCGUGGGUGGCCUGGGUUCUGGGGGCCUGAGCGUUGGGACGUGUGGGCUGGCUGCGUGAGGCAGGAGCAGAGAAGCUGGGCGGGCCCUUCCGACAGCUGUGUAACCACCGCCAGCUGGGGGGUGACGCAGAGACUGCGCAAGAGACUUGCUCUGUGCAAUGAAGCCAGCCACAUCCGUCUCGUCCCCAGGCUGACCUGCCAUUAGGUGGGGCUACCCACAGGGAGCUGGGCCCUGACCCUGCCAGGCCCCAAGAAGAGAACGGGGCUGGGUGUCCUUGCCCUGGCUGAGGAGGAGCUGCACCCACGUCCUUCCCUUGGGGACACUCGAGCAGAGCCCCCGCAGGAUGGCCGCAGUGCUCCAGCUGGCAGCAGGCCACGGGCAGUCUGGGAGGGUGGCCCGGCCAGCUGCGGGACAGAGACUUGGCUUCAGCUGGCCGUGGGCCCCCUGCCCCUGCGGAGCAGGAUCUGGGUGAUGUGCCCUGAUGACCCUUGCAUGGGUUGUCCUGGAGGGUCUUGUGGCCUGGCCUCAACUGCAGGACGUGGCUCUUCGGCAUGUCCCUGAAUGGAGCAACCAGCCCGGAGGGCAGGGAACUCAGGUCCCGAACUGAGGCUGUGGGGCCUGUGGUGGAGGGUGGGCUGCCCGCACUGCCCACCCCCCUCCCCCGGCAAGGCCCUGGAGUGCUGGAGCUCCCCUCCCCUCCCCCAGUGGCCUCCCGACACUGUGCCAGUCACGGGGUGGAGCUAGCUGAUUGUGCCACCACCUGCAGGCCGAGACGAGCAAAUCAGUCCUGUCUGUAGGUGGCCUGGUGGCACCCCCCCCCGCCACUGUAGCAGUGCCCACCCUGCUCUCGCUCCUGCCCUCCACCCCCCCCCCCCCCCCCCCACCGCCCCAUUCCAUCUUGGCACACUGGCCCUCCUGGCCCUCCUGCCUGUUAGGAGGGUCAGCCUGAGGACAUUUCCACACCUGACUUCUCUGAGAUGGGAAUAAAGACGCUGCUGUCCUGUA